GUUUUAUAUCUCAUUUGUGUUCUUAUUAUAUGCAUAUUAAUCUGCUAAGCCGCUCACAUCCAUUUUAUACAGGUAGUCACACAAAACACAUAGUGUUCUCAUGGCCUGCGCUCAUUACCUCAUCUACACAUACCUCACAACUGAUAAGCAGCUCAAGGAGAGUACUCAAACUACAGCAACAUCCUGCUUACAGCAGCUGGUUGACCUUCACAACGAACAAAGGCCCACUUCUCACAUCGGCGGGUGCCACCCCACUUUGCUGAUUGGUCCUCAGGGACUACAACACCACACCUCCAGAGACAUCUAAUUGGUCCUCGGGGACUACAACACCACACCUUCAGCGGCAUCUGAUUGGCUCUCCAACAUCUACAGUGACGGGCGCUGUCUUCUCCCAUUGGCUGAGGAUCAACAUGCAUUUGCAUCUACAAAUGUAUAAAGGCCGGGCAGGGAUAGUUAGCUGUGCUCUUCCUGUCUGACCCUGUAUUAAGACCAACCUCUGUGUAGGCCUAUAGGGAAAGACGCUAGGCCCGGAGCUCCGAUUGUAUUAGGUUUGUUUGUCAGGGAUAAAUAUAUCUAUGGCUUGCUCAGAAAGUCUCAUGUAGUAUUUCUCCUCCGACUUCGACACCCACAAGGAUCAGGGAAUCCUUCAACUUGGCGCCCAACGUGGUUGGAGGGGGAUAGUGGUGUCUUAGUGAUCGAAUUCUCACUUCGGUGAUCGAAUUCUCACUCGACCUGUGACGACAAUACUUCGAUCUUCCACUUGGCCGGCCAUCUAAAAGGUAACGCAGGAAACCUGUUACAUACGAAUUUCUGCUAUUGAUGAUAUCAAAUUGAAAGUGGAAGUAAGAAUAUUGUGGUAUAUUCACAGGUUUCGUUAAUAUCAAUUAUAUUUGUUUUAAUUGUAGUUCUAAUCAGUGUCGCUUGUUGCUUAUUUUACCUAUUUCUUUCCUAUUUUAUAUUACUUACAUUGUAUUGAAGAUAGUGACGUCACGUGGUCUGGGACCACAGUGGUCAGGGACCACAGUAGUCUGGGACUACUAAACCGGAACGCGUAAGUGGUCGGGGACCACCGUAGUCGGGGACUACGAGUAGUAAAGGGGCAGAACGUCUACCGGGACAGUAACGCUUUUACUACAGGGGCCGGGGUUGGGGUCGCUCCCCAAUCAUCGCUCCAAAUAAGGACUGGGUCCUACUGAUUAUAUCAGGGCAGGUAUUGGAUAUCGCUGAAUAAUCGGGUUCGGUAAAUUCUACACCAAAUAGCGGUGAUAAAUAGAAUUUGCAUGAAUGCUUGGUAGUCCACUAACGGGCAGUGGAUGAACACUUCUUAGCGUUUAACUUUUUGGACCUUCUCGAAAUUACAUAGUGGGUGGGUGACCAGACCUUAAGUCUAAUAACCGUCGUGAAUAAAGUUGUGUCUGACAGAAUAUUGGCAACUGUGGUUCGGGAGACGUCGUUCUCCACUGUCAGACACCUAAAAGCAGUGUUUUUUUAUCUUGGCCUUGCUUAUUUGUGCUUUGUCUUGAAUAUUGGUGUUCGUAUUUGUCUAUUUGUAUUGUUGUUUGGGUGAAGUUGUAAGAAUGUAUGGUGAGUUUGACAGGGAGUGUAAUGAAUGGGAUAUGUGUGGGGGCGCCCCGGUGAUGAGUGGUUCCGAGUUGUUAGACUUGGUGGAAAAAACAGGUAGUGAGUAGUGGAAAGACAAGUGUCGAGUGGUCGUGAUGAAAAGGAUAAAGACAAGGACAAGAAAGUUAUGUAGAAAAUUUGGACAGAAUGUGGCGGUGAGCAUUGUAGAAAUAUAGUGGAAGUGCAGGGAAAGAUAAGGAAAAGGGAAGUUGACAUAGUGAAAGAAAUGUCGAGAUUAGAAGUAGAUAUCGAACAGGCGAGUGUGUUGAAGAGAGGCAAGCUGAAACAGGAAUUAAAAGAGUUGGAUGAACUACGGCGAAUGAUACAUUUAAUGGGGAUGGCCAGUUUGGCUUUGGCUGCCCCCUACGUAUAUGGCUAAAGUUACAUCAGGCAAAAAGAAGUCGGCGCCUCCGACCGCGCCGCCGCCGUAUGUUCAUACACAGAGUGGUAUUUAUCCCACUCUCUAUUUCAAGGCGAAUUGGACUUGAACGGAGAUGACGUAGCCACUCCGAUCCCCACAUUGCAACAAGCUAGACAACGUCACCCCGCGGAAACCGCGCCACCGGUUGGUGACCCUUCCACUGUACCUCGCACAGAGGCUGAAUGGAACAUAUCACAAGUCAGACUAGCACAGGCGGGAGGAACCAAGACCGGAGAUUGUUUGGCAUGCAUGGGUGCCAGACCAUUGUUGCGUGUUGUCCCCACUGCGAUCACUGAGCAGUGUGUCAUCCAGUUGAUGAACACUUCCACCGCCUCCUCGACCAGCACCAGUUCAGCAGGUUCCCCAAAGUGUACCCAAUUUGACCUCGUUCAUCCAGUCAUCUCUGAAAUGUGCGGCAGGCCUAUUUUCAAUAGCUUGGUGGUAUCCAAUAAUUUUACUUGCUUUAAUGUCUCCACAGGAAACCUGUUUGUGCAGCCUGGCGUCAAUGCAUCUUGGUGUCUAAAUACCACUCAGGUGGGCGGCUACUUUAAGCCGGUUAUUCGUGCGGAUGUCUGGUGGUGGUGUGGCGGUUCCGGUGUCACAGAUAGGUUGCCCACUAACAACAUGACUGGCCUUUGUGCCCUGGUUUCAUUUAUACUGCCUAUGGCUAUUUUGCCUUUGGACAUUGAUCAUUUGAUUCAUAGUGCAACCUCUGUGGGAUCGCACCUCAUGACCACCUCGUCCCACUGUUCCAAACGUGAUACAUCUUCUCCUUGGUUGGAGGCUCCUAAUCCGACAUACAUUGACGCCAUUGGAGUGCCUCGUGGUGUUCCUGACGAAUAUAAAUUGACUAAUCAAGUCACUGCUGGAUUCGAAUCUAUCUUGCCGUGGGUUACAGUUAAUAAAAAUGUUGAUCGCAUUAAUUACAUUCAUUACAACUUGCAGCGUUUAUCCAAUCAGACCGAGGAAGCCUUCAGAGCGGUGAGCGACCAAUUACGAGCCACAUCUCUCAUGGCCUUCCAGAAUCAUAUUGCCCUAGACAUGUUAUUGGCUGAAAAACAUGGAGUUUGUGCAAUGAUUGGCACUGAAUGUUGCACACUUAUUCCUAAUAAUACUGCACCGGGUGGCCGACUGACCCAUGCCAUCAAUGGUCUCAAAGCACUUAACGUGCGAAUGAAAUCGCAUGUGGGAGUGGACACCAGCCUUUGGGACCGGUUGACGAGCUUCUUUGGUAAAUGGCAAAAAAUUGGCUUCUGGAAUUAUUAUUGCGGUUAUGGUUUUCUUCAUUUUCUUUGCCUUGUUUGCGUGUUGUUGUAUACCUUGUUUUAAGUGCCUUUUCCAGCCUGCCACAAUAGGCCUUUUUGGCGAUGGUCGAGGUCAGUACCAACUGAUCCGGCUUCCGCCACUUCCUGAGGGGGACACGCGAGCUGUGCUUCCUGAUCCUGAAAAAUAAAGUACUAUCUCCUACUGUGUGUUUCUUUGGCCUCUUUCGAGGCCAUGAGGGGGAAUGAAGGGUUUUAUAUCUCAUUUGUGUUCUUAUUAUAUGCAUAUUAAUCUGCUAAGCCGCUCACAUCCAUUUUAUACAGGUAGUCACACAAAACACAUAGUGUUCUCAUGGCCUGCGCUCAUUACCUCAUCUACACAUACCUCACAACUGAUAAGCAGCUCAAGGAGAGUACUCAAACUACAGCAACAUCCUGCUUACAGCAGCUGGUUGACCUUCACAACGAACAAAGGCCCACUUCUCACAUCGGCGGGUGCCACCCCACUUUGCUGAUUGGUCCUCAGGGACUACAACACCACACCUCCAGAGACAUCUAAUUGGUCCUCGGGGACUACAACACCACACCUUCAGCGGCAUCUGAUUGGCUCUCCAACAUCUACAGUGACGGGCGCUGUCUUCUCCCAUUGGCUGAGGAUCAACAUGCAUUUGCAUCUACAAAUGUAUAAAGGCCGGGCAGGGAUAGUUAGCUGUGCUCUUCCUGUCUGACCCUGUAUUAAGACCAACCUCUGUGUAGGCCUAUAGGGAAAGACGCUAGGCCCGGAGCUCCGAUUGUAUUAGGUUUGUUUGUCAGGGAUAAAUAUAUCUAUGGCUUGCUCAGAAAGUCUCAUGUAGUAUUUCUCCUCCGACUUCGACACCCACAAGGAUCAGGGAAUCCUUCAACUGUUACUAACAUUAAAAACUAGAGAAGCAUUCGGAGAGCGUAGACCUCCGCCAGGCGCCAUAGUUCCCCCAUAUUGUGA
Dunckerocampus dactyliophorus (ringed pipefish) is the source of this 4285-nucleotide messenger RNA. RefSeq lists its product as uncharacterized. The coding region runs from base 2291 to 3370 and encodes 359 amino acids. The record is from RefSeq and is a predicted model, not a curated record. The transcript has 2 exons. Lineage: Eukaryota; Metazoa; Chordata; Actinopteri; Syngnathiformes; Syngnathidae.